AUGGACGCCUUGUCGCAACAACUGAAAGGAUGUGGAGUUGGUGAGAAGAAGGUGGAAGGCAAGAAGAAACUUGGGCUCAUUCCGUUGGCUCCAAAGUUGGAGUCCAACAAAAAUGGAGCAACCACCACUGUCGAUUCGAACUUGAGGAAGCUCAAUAUCUCUCCGAACCAACCCAUCUACAAAUACGACGUGAAGAUUGCCUGCUUUUUCCUCAACGCCGAUGGAAAAGAAGUUGAGAUCGAAUUCUCAAAAUCGCCGAAGCAAGACUCCCAACAUGAACGGGACAAGAUGAAAUGCCAGAAGAUCUACGAGAUGGCCGUCAAAAAGACCCCUGCCCUUCAGAAGGGCGGCGCCGAGUUCUUCUAUGACCGUCAAGCGUCGCUCUACUCCACGGCAAAGUUGACCGCCAAGGACAACAUCAAGCUGGAGUUUGGGAAAGAAACUUCAAAAACACCCAACUUCGUGCGUGGUGUGUUCGAGUUGAAGGCCGUCGCCGAGAGCUAUCAAGCCACUUCGAAUGGAAUUCGAAGCACGGUUCACCCGGCGCCAGCUCUCGCUGACAAGACGCUCACUGAGGCGAUCAGCAUCUUCCUCAGUGGACCGGCGUAUUCCAACAAAAACGUGAUCACCGUCGGAAGCUGCGUCCACUAUCUACUCGAUUCUUCAAGACUGAAUGUCAAGAUGAUCAACUACGACCAAGGAUUCCGCUACUCGGCUCUCGGAGCAUCGAAAGGUGUCAAAUCUCUGCAAGGAACGAGCAAAGAUCCAUCUUUGUACAUGGUCACGGAGAUGAAAUCCACACUCUUCCAUCCGGACGACAUGCCAAUCGUGGAUUUGAUGCAAUCCUAUCCUGGCUUCACACCGAACUUCAAUGUUCACUCGCCAGCCGGAGCACAUAUUGCUCGGGCGAUCAUCGGAUUGGAGGUCUAUUGUGACUACGGAAAGAACCAAAACAAUAUGGAAGAAGCGAUGAUUGUGAAGAUCAUUGCAUUCGAUUCGAGCGCCAGAGACGUCGUUUUCGAUUGUGAUGGUCAAGAUGUGUCUGUUCAACAGUACUUCAAAAAGAAGUACGGUAUCACUCUGAAGUAUCCAGACCUCCCGACUGCAGUUGCGAAGGGGAAGAAGGGAGGGAAAAUGCAUCUCCCGGUGGAGCUUCUGAAGACGUGUCCCAGCCAGAAGGUCACCAACAAUCAGAUGGUUGGUAAUGAGCAGGCGGACAUGAUCAAGCUCUCCGCCGCCCCACCCCACCAACGAAAACCCACCACUGAUGCCGUCGCAAAAUCCGUCGGAAUCGCCGCGGACAACGUCUAUGGCUUCAUCGAAGUGGAGCCGUCACAAAAAGUGCAAGCGAUCGUUCUGCCAAAACCGAAGAUUGCAUUUUCCGGCAACAAAUUGGUGGCUUUCGGGCAGAAUGCAAAGUGUCCGACGGAUUUCACGAAAGCCGGUCACUUCUAUGAGGCAAAGGAGCUCAAAAACUGGGAAGUGUGCUAUGUUCAAAAUGAAGAAAUUCAAGGUCUCUCCGACCAGUUGGUCGCCGAGAUGAGCAACAAUGGAAUGAAAGUUGCAAAACCAGCGAUCAGCCACAUUGUCAAGAAUGACCUCGAGACUGUCUUCAAAAAAGCGAAAAGUGCUGGAAGACAACUCAUCUUCUUUGUUAUCCGCACCAAGUACCACCUUCAUCAAGCAAUCAAGGCGUUCGAGCAGAAAUAUGAUAUGCUGACUCAAGAAAUUCACUUCGAAACCGGAGAGAAGUUCUUCCGUCAGGCUCAAACCCGACAGAAUAUUGUCAACAAGACAAAUAUGAAACUCGGUGGACUCAACUAUCUGAUUGGUAGCAACUAUCUCAACAAUCCUCGAGUGCUGAUUAUUGGAUUCGAGACGUCUCAAACUGGCGGUGAUAUCGUCACCGUUGGCUACGCCGCCAACAUGAUGGACCACUACCAGAAGUUCGCUGGUGGUUACGUCUACGCCGCACGUGGACGAGAUAUCUACGGACCAAUCAUCAAGGACACUCUCAUCGGCAUCUUCAACACCUUCAAGCAACACAAGCACCGUGGAGCUCCAGAAGAACUCAUCAUCUACUUCAAUGGAAUCACCGAAGGCCAGUACGGCAUGAUCAACGAGGAGUACACCCAACAGGUCAAGAGUGCCUGCUCUACGAUGAAUGAAGCAUUCCGCCCAAAAAUCACUAUCAUUGCAUCAUCGAAGCAGCACAAUGAGAGACUGUACAAGUCCGAACAGGGACGACUCUCCAAUCUGGAACCUGGAACCGUUGUAGACCACACCAUUGUGUCUCCGGUGUACUCGGAGUUCUAUUUGGCAUCGUCCGUCGCUCGCCAAGGAACCACCAAAGCCGCGAAGUUCACUCUGAUCUACGCGUCGGCGCCAGGAAAGACGAUGGAGAGAAUUGAGACUCUCACCAACGAUCUCUGCUAUGACCAUCAGAUCGUCUUCCAUCCAGUUGGACUUCCAGUCCCACUCUUCAUUGCUGGAAGGAACAGUCAACGAGGCGCGAUGGUUCUCGCACAGAAUGGACCAUCCAUGACGAACAGGGAAGUCGACUUGGUCAAAACCAAUCAAAAUCUCGGAUAUACCGCCAAAAAUCUAUUCGGAAGCAGAUUCAAUGCUUAA
Caenorhabditis remanei is the source of this 2631-nucleotide messenger RNA. RefSeq lists its product as uncharacterized. Gene Ontology annotation, molecular function: protein binding; RNA binding. Lineage: Eukaryota; Metazoa; Nematoda; Chromadorea; Rhabditida; Rhabditidae. The transcript is spliced from 17 exons. Bases 1 to 2631 code for a protein of 876 amino acids. The record is from RefSeq and is a predicted model, not a curated record.